ACGACGGCCGAGAUCUAUCGCUAGAACGCGCGAUUUGGAGCGUUCAUUAACGGACAGUCUUGAUGAGGAGAUGUACAUCGCGCCUUCUCACUGGAGAUGUAGAGAGAGAACGCUUUUCAGAACAGCGCAAGUAGGGUUUAGAGAAAAUGGGUGGCAAGGGAAGAAGAAGAAGGGAGAAGAACUACAGAGCCGCUCAUGGAGGCUCCAACGUCCUCCCUCCUCCACCUGAUCCUUCCAUGGUGGACGCUUUGCCCUCAAAACUUCGUCGGAUCAUCUCUUUCACUUCUUCCUCUCAACCAGAUAUCAAACAACAAAAGACGCACGAGGGUGACAAUGCCCAAGCUUUAAAGGACAAAGUUCAAGUCAAUCCCAGAGAUACCAGGCCGGAAGGUACCGAUGCACAAUUGCAGGCACCUCAUCAUAAAGAUAAUAACGAUGAACAAAUUGGGAGGAGUAGUACAAUCGAAAAGAACAAGAAAAAGAGAAAGAGGAAGGAGGUUAAAGACCUGAGGUUUGAAAUGGAAGUGGAGAAAACAAGAUCCCGGAUAAAGAGACGAGAGCGCAAGAAAAAGUAUUUGGAGGCAAAAAAGAAGAACAAAAAGAACAAUACAGAAGAGCAGGACUUUCCUGGACAUGAAAAUAUAAAAUUUGGAGACAUUGUGGAAGGCCCACCAAAGUUGAAUGUUAUUCCUAAGGCAUUCAAGAACCCCCAAGAUGCUUCACAAGAGAGACUCAGACUCAAAGCUAUAGAGCAAUACCGAAGUCGCAAGGGUUGGGUUUCAAGGCCAGGAAGUCACUUGCCGCCACCAGUGACUGCAUCAACAUUAUAAACCACUUUCAGCAUUUUGUCACACAUACUCUGCAUGAGGCAUUGGUGUCUGCUAGCUGCACAAUGUAGCUGUUAUGUGUUGUACUGGAAAGCAAAUGUGGCUUUUCCUUUUUUCAGGUUGGUUAAUUGUUCUUGUAAUGAAAAUUUGUUUCUCAAUAUAUAGUAAAAAAGAGUAGAUGGAAAGAACAAUUUGACACCUAAGUUAGAAAAUGAUAUGGCCUAGUCCAGCAUUAGUUAUGACCUCGAUCCAUCUGAUCAAUUUUGAAUCUUGCAACUCUCUUGAGUAAAUGACAUACGUCUCUUCUGAUUGUUUUUCUUUGAAUGUCUUCAUCUGUGUCCUUCGCUAAGUAUGGCAUAUUCUUUUGACAUGUAAAUUGCAAGUGAAACUGUUGAGGAUAAAAGAUGAUGUCUAUCUGUAGCUGCCAUUUAAUGGCAGUCCUGAUUCCUUUGAGUGCUUCUUGUUGCCUGUCA
Neltuma alba is the source of this 1300-nucleotide messenger RNA. Its product is annotated as protein PXR1-like. The record is from RefSeq and is a predicted model, not a curated record. NCBI's taxonomy places the organism in Eukaryota, Viridiplantae, Streptophyta, Magnoliopsida, Fabales, Fabaceae. The transcript has 4 exons. The coding region runs from base 147 to 830 and encodes 227 amino acids.